Eruca vesicaria subsp. sativa (arugula) is the source of this 1281-nucleotide messenger RNA. Lineage: Eukaryota; Viridiplantae; Streptophyta; Magnoliopsida; Brassicales; Brassicaceae. The record is from the annotation of a GenBank genome assembly.
UAGUGCAUGACGUGUUUUUUCCUUACUUGACGUUUUCUGUUGUCCCCAAAAGCUGAUAGGGUUUAGGGUCUUACAGAGUUCUAGUUGGGAAGACGAAGAAGAAAGCAUAAUCAAAUACAGCUUAUUUUUUCUUUUCAGUUCAGUCCCAAUUCAAGCGUCAGAUUGUUUCCGUCUCAAUUCCAGAGGAAUGAUUCUCCCAUACUCGACACGAUUCACUUGCUGCCAUGUUAAUGGAUUCACCAUCAUCCCUUCCCCACUAUUUCCCCUCCUCUCUGCUUCUUCUCCCCUUUGCAAAAGAAACGGUUUUGAGCUUACUUCUUCGGUUAAUGCUAUGAGGUGUAGAAGAAAUGUGAAAGCUUUUGGGUUAGUUGAUAAACUUGGCAAGAAGAAAUGGAGAGGCAAAGAUGAAAGCGACAGUGAUGAAGAUGAUGAUGAUGAUGAUGAGGUGGAGAAAGAUGCAUCUGAGAAAAGAUCAGCAACUCUGGAUGAUCCAGAGGAGAGACGGGAAUGGAGGAAGAAGAUAAGAGAGGUGAUUGAUAACCAUCCUGAUGUUGAAGAGGAGGAGAUUGACAUGGUGGAGAAGAGGAGGAAGAUGCAGAAGCUUCUUGCUGAUUACCCUCUUGUUGUCAACGAGGAGGAUCCUGAUUGGCCUGAGGAUGCUGAUGGUUGGGGGUUUAGCUUUAAUCAGUUCUUUAAUAAGAUUACUAUUAAGAACCAAAAGAAGGAUGAUGAUGAUGAUGAUGAUGAUGAUGAUAGUGAGAAAGAGAUUGUUUGGCAAGAUGAUAACUACAUACGACCGAUUAAAGAUCUCACAACUGCGGAAUGGGAGGAGGCGGUGUUUAAGGAUAUCAGUCCGCUCAUGGUUCUUGUUCACAACCGCUAUAAAAGGCCUAAAGAGAACGAGAAAUUCAGAGAAGAGCUAGAUAAGGCAAUUCAAGUAAUAUGGAAUUGUGGACUUCCUUCACCAAGAUGUGUUGCUGUUGAUGCUGUGGUUGAGACAGAUUUGGUUUCUGCUCUGCAAGUAUCUGUGUUCCCAGAGAUCAUCUUCACUAAAGCUGGAAAGAUAUUGUACCGUGAGAAAGGCGUUAGAACAGCAGAUGAGCUCUCAAAGAUCAUGGCUUUCUUCUAUUAUGGGGCUGCAAAGCCACCUUGUUUGAAUGGUGUCAACUAUUCCCAAGAACAGAUUCCUUCAGUUAAUUUGUAAGUGUUGAUAUAGCAUAGGCUUUGUGAUCAUGUAAACUAGUUUCUUCUUUAAAAAUUCUGAAGAAAAUGUAUGAACUU